Acipenser ruthenus (sterlet) is the source of this 2918-nucleotide messenger RNA. RefSeq lists its product as uncharacterized. The record is from RefSeq and is a predicted model, not a curated record. Bases 135 to 1226 code for a protein of 363 amino acids. The transcript has 3 exons. NCBI's taxonomy places the organism in Eukaryota, Metazoa, Chordata, Actinopteri, Acipenseriformes, Acipenseridae.
UUAAGUGAGCCGGUGCUAAAGUGGACGGACACUGAUCACAUAUCAGCAAAUGGAGGAAAAAUCACUCCUUGGUAUUGGAGUGAUUGUUCCUCCAUUGCCUUUGUUUUGCACAGUCCUUGUGGAAAGAGUGUGCAAUGCAAGAGAACAAGGACAUUCAUAAUCGGAAGAAGGAUGCAAGAUUAAACGCACCUUAUAAAAGAUUUCUGGAUCCAGAUUUUCAGGAAUGUUCACUCCCAAAGACUAGUAGGUGGAGGAUAAAACUGUCUCAUCAUGAUCACUGCGAAAUUAAUAUUAAUUCCGAUAAUCGUGGUACAGACACAGAUGAAAACAUAAGUAUGGAUGAUAAUGGCCAAGGUGAAAUCCAGUAUAAUGAUAAGGAACAUAGAUUUUGCAGUGACAAUGAAAGUAAUCAUGAUGAGCUUUUUAUUAGAAUCAAUGAAGACAGCCAUGACAGUGAUGAAGAGGACAUAUUAAACAAUGUAUACUACACUGGUGGACAAGAGAGUGGUUUAGGACAGAGUUUUAAUAACUGCAGUAAUGACAGUGAGCAAGGAAGUAGUUGGAACUUUGAGGAUAAUUUGGGGGAUGAAAAUGAUUUUGAAGGUGCUUCAGGUAUUGAGUUUAUGAAGCAAGUUCUUUUUUCUGGGUCUGAAUUAACAGUUGCACAGUCAGCAGUGCUUAUUCUUUCAUAUGCACUCAGGUACAGUUUACCUGCCUCUGCAUUGGAGGACCUGUUAAGAUUAAUUAGUCUACAUCUGCCAAACAACAACCUCAUACCACAAUCAUUGUUCAUGUUCAAAAAGAUGUUUAAAAAUCCUUCAGACGCCCUAAAUAUACAUUUUUAUUGUAAAACGUGCAAGGCUUACGUGCCUUCUGAAAGCGCUCAGUGCUGUGAAUGUAAUGAGGAGUGGAAUAGAGAAGGUAGCAUGAGAGAGGGUCAUUUCUUUGUAAGUUUAUCACUCAAAGAGCAGAUUGCUAAUAUAUUAGAAAAAGAAGAAUGUGUAAAAUCUGAUGGAGGUGAAAGAAAUGCUGCUAAGGGUGACACUUAUAAUGGAGCAUAUUAUAAAUCAAUCCCCCAGUUCACAGAGAGUGACAUUUCCUUACUAUGGAACUGUGAUGGGGUACCUGCAUUUAAGUCAUCUGCAUAUUCUUUGUGGCCAAUUCGGUGUGUGAUUAAUGAAUUACCACCAACUAUUCGUUUCAAGGUUUGGAAAAGAGAAGACUGAAAUGUCAACAUUUUUAAAACAGUUUGUUGAUGAUACUGAACAGAUAAAUACAGAAGGUGUCAAAUGGGUGCAUCCACAAACUAAGAGCACAUGUGUUUCAAAAGCAUUGGCAAUGUCAACAUCUAAAAUUAGCAAAUUUGUGAAAGACAUUCCUGUAAUGUACGGCAUGUCAAUCAUGUCAUACAAUGUACAUCAUCUUAAACAUCUGUGCAAUGCUGUUAAGGUGCACGGCCCCCUUUGGUGUACUUCUGCCUUUCCUUUUGAAGGGCACAAUCAGAAACUUAAAAAGUUGUUCCAUGGAACAAAUUAUAUUCCUACACAGAUUGCACAUCAGUUUGUAACUUUGAAAUCUGUGCUUCAAUUUUUGACAAAAUCUAAAACGGAGAAUGACAUUUCCCAUGUAGUUGAAAGGUUUGUCAAUGAAUGGGUGCAUGGAUAUCCUUUAAUUACAAAUGCAAAAGUCUUGGAAAAAAACCUUGUGCUACUUGGCAGUCCCACCCUAAGAACUCUGAACGCAUCACAGAAACUAACUUUGCUACCAUUAUGUAGUGCAGCUGCCAAUGACAGUGUUGCUGGAGCAGAGUUCUUUGACAGAGCUAUAAUAAAAGGAAAGGACACAAACACAAUAGCUAUACAGUUGAACUGAAAAAUGGGAAUAUUGGUCUGAUAAAGUAUAUAGUGCAUGUACCAUACUACCAGGCAAAUCUGUCUUUUAUCUUGGUACAGUUGUAUGAAACUGAGAUUGCACUUUUUUGGAGUGAUGCUGGCACAGGAAGAGCAGCAGCAUCUCAUAUCAAAUUAGCUGUACUGAAAGAGACAAUAAUUGCUGUAAAGCCAUGUGAUAUUGUAAGGAAAGUUGUCAAUAUUGGAAAAAUCGAUAGAAGUAACAAAUGCUAUGUCUCAUUGCAACCCAAUAGUAUUGAGCUUGAUUAACCCUUUGCAGUACAUUGAGUACUUUACUGUACUCUACUCACCUACUACUGAAUUCCAUUUAAAUAAUCCUAUUGAUAUAAAGAUCUUAAAGUAACCUAUAACAAAUCAAAUAGAAACUAAAAGAAUCAAAUAGGAUUAUUGAUAUCCUAUUGGAUUGUACUGGAAAAAAAUUAAAUCCUGUAGGAACCUUAUAGGAAAUCCAAUAGAAACUAAAAUAAUCCAAUAGGAUUAUAGAAAUCCUAUUGGAUUGUACUGGAAAAAAAAUGAAAUCCUAUAGGAUCUUUUGACUAGGGCAGGCACAUUAUUAUUAUUAUUACACCAUGUAACAAUUUUUUUUUUUUUUUUUUGGUUCCUGGGUAGUAAGUGUUAUUUCCUAAUUGCUUAUGCAUCAAAAGUAUAGAAAAUGGCUAUUAUUCCCCACAAACUUUGCUUUUGUGACCAGGACAGUGAUAUUUUGAAAUUUACCUAUUUCCAAUGAGAAAACGGGCGAAUUGUGUCUUUUCGUUCACAUAAAGUCAGAAAAAAACAACAUAUGAAUCCAAAUUAACAUGUAUUUAUACUAAAGUAAUACAAAAAUGACUACAAAAGAUUUAGAAGUGAGUAGUUUUUCGAGAUUUGCGAUUAUACUGUAAAUCACUUUCACGAAUCAGCCCCCAAAAACUGAGUCCCGUCCGCCCAACUCGAGAGGCAAACCUUUUUAAUGUCUUCAUUCGCCAUCUCGACAGCAAAGCUUUGUAUAGCGUAAGCUCUAUUGAAAGA